AUGAAGGUGCUCGAGAGACAGAUCCUCCCAAACAUCAGGGACACUGUGGCGCCUCAUAUGGACACUUUACAGUUCACAUACCAACCGAACUUUAGUGUAGAUGAUGCCCUCAUCUACAUGCUGCACAGGGCAUAUUCAUAUCUGGAUACCCCUGAUGCCUCUGUGAGGUUAAUGUUUUUUGAGUUUACAAGUGCAUUUAAUACUAUCCGCUCUGUGCUACUGGGGGAGAAGAUGAGGAGGAUGGAGGUGGAGGAUUCCCUGGUCCAGUGGUGUUUGGACUAUCUUUCUCACAGACCGCAGAGCUGUGUCUCAGAUACCAUCCUAAGUAGCACUGGGGCACCACAGGGAACAGUGUUGGCACCAUUCCUCUACACCAUCUACACUGCAGAUUUCCAGCACAACAGCGGCAACUGCUUUUUGCAAAAGUUUGCAGAUGAUACGGCAGUUGUUGGUCUGAUCCGAGGGGACGAGGAGCCUCGCCUCAUUGGCUGCAUCCCAGUGACGUCACGGUCACGCCUACCUCCUCCUGCUGGCGUCAACAUGGCAGCGGUGGAUGUCAUUGUGGAAAAGUUAGCGGCUUUUUGGAGGAGACGGAUCGUUCGACAAAACUUUCCUUGGAUGUUUUUGCUGAUUUCAGCGGUGGGGUCAGUUCUGAAGGAGCUGCAGCUCGUCCCGCAGACAUAUUUCAGCAGCAGUAGGAACGUCCUUAAUGUAUAUUUUGUCAAAGUGUCCUGGGGGUGGACCUUGCUGCUGCUGACACCCUUCCUCCUGCUGUCCAGCUCCUCCUUUAGCAGGAAUGUCUCCUUCCUCACCCGCCGAUUGCUGUCACUGGUGGUGGCAACAGCCAUCUGGUACGUCUGCACUGAAACCUUCUUCUAUGUAGAGGAUGCGACGGGAUCGUGCUUUGAGUCCGACCCUGGGGGUGAUGUCAAGAAGGAGUUCACAUCCAAAGCCAGCUGCAGGAGGGCCGGCUACCAGUGGCACAGCUAUGACAUCUCAGGACACUCUUUCAUCCUGGUCUAUUCGUCUCUUUUCAUCAUGGAGGAAAUGGCCCCAAUGACCUCCAUGAAGGCAGCCAGGAUGUCUGCACUGCCAAAGAUGAUUCUCAACCUGCUGUAUGUGGCCCUGAACCUGAUAGUGACCAUCUGGGUGUGGAUGUUUGUCUGCACUUCUGUGUACUUCCAUGAUCUGUCUCAUAAAUUGCUGGGGACCCUAUGUGGCCUAGCAGGGUGGUUUGUAACGUACCGAUUUUGGUAUCUGAAAUCUCUGUCACCAGGACUGCCCCCUCAGCGCCAGUCAAAGGAACAGAAACAACAUGCCUAAGCAGGCGGUGAACCCUCCUGAAAUUCACUGUUGCCAGUGUUACGGCGAUCCUCAAAACGACGCACUACAGUUAAUUGCAUUUGUCUUCGAAGUCCAAGAUGGUGGUGCUAUUUAAAGUUAUUUUGUACAGGAUGAUUGCAGUUCCUCCAUAGAGGCUGGCAGCUGCCGUUCCCAAAAUGACUCUGGGUAAUAAGAGACAAAAGCUCUGUUGUCCAGCUUCAUCUUCAGCUCCUGCAGCCUGCAUGUCCCCGACUUGUUUGACUGACAUUCUGUUGCCUUGUGAUGCUGAUGUUUUUGAGACGUGGGAACACCGGAGAAUGUUUACACUUUCAGUUCCAGUAUCGCACUGAUCAGUGUAUGUUUUCAGACUAAUAGGUAUUCAAUGUUUUUGUUUUUUUAUAGGUAAACAAUGUUCUAAACAAAGUCAUAAACUACGAUGGGCCUGUAUUUCAUCCUAUAUGUAGGAUUUUAAUCAUCACACUUGGUUUGGAGUCACAGCAGUAAUUUCCCUGUAAACACUACUAACUGUGUGCUCAGAGUUUAAUGACAGCGGGUGUAAGCAAAAUAAGUUUCAUGUAUAACUGUGCCAUAGUUUGUCAAUAUAACACUGGGUCAGUCCUGCAAAAAACAACAUGUAGACCAGGGUUCAAAUCCCAUUUAAGCUACCUUUCUGUCAUUGACAAGACACUUCAUAUUGUCUCAUGUUGCAUUCAAAACCCUCAGAAGGUCUGCGAUUCUCACCUCUAGCUCAGGGAAAAAUUCCUUAAAUGCUCCAUUGGGCUGGAAUUUUCACUUGGAAGUUAAUGAAGAAAUUGAGCAACCUGAGGUGUCCCAAGUUGACGUCACAGCCAUGGCAGCUAUGUUUGCAAUUAGUGAGACAACGUUACUAAUGUUGAAAAUGGAUCUUUAAAAGGAAGUUUUAACAAGACAUUACUGCUUGAUGUAAUGUAUUCACAUUAUAUUAACAAUUAGUGAAGUUACCAGCACCAUAUAUCAGCAAAAACGUCUUUGACGACUUAAUUUCACCCAGAUGAUAUUGUUAGCGUAGUCCUAUUGUGAUAGGCUAAGUAGUUGAUCCAUAGUUCUCUCUGAGGUAAUCUCAUGAACGCAGUUUUUCCAGAAGUACUUUUUUUUUCUCAUGUCUGGUUUUUCUGAGUGUUCUGGACGCAGCAUCAGUCCAACCAGCUGUAAAUGUGUACUGGCCUCAGCUGGGGAAGUAACAUACGAUGGGCUGGUGUCCCCUCCAGGGGGCGUCAUAGACUCAUUUGCUUGAUAGUAUAAUUCAGAGAUAUGCACUCGCACCAACUGGCCUCAGGCUCUGUGUGGUACUUACUUGUACUACUUUUUCUUCAUCCUGCAAAAUCUCCAUAAUUUUAGUUUUAAGUUAGUUCAUCAGCAUGUCUAAUGUGUUGUUACUUGCUACUCUGUUUCCUACAAAUUAGUUGGUUAGUUAUUGAGUAAGCAUGCAAAGGAAAAUCCAACUUGGUGAAGGUUAACAGUGUUACAAAUAAAAUUAUAUCAAGAUCCAUCAAUUCCUUUUUGGAACCCACUUAUUCCAGCUACCAUUCAUUUACUGUGUGGCUGUUUGGUUUCAGUGGUGGUAGAGCCGAGGGCGGAGUUAGCCCAUUGCACCCCUAAAUAUAUUUUAAGCACCCCUAUAUAUAUAUAUAUAUAUAUAUAUAUAUAUAUGCCAAAAUAUGUAUUACAAGAACACAGUAAUUGAUCAUCUCCCCUUCUUGGGCAAAUGGUU
This is a messenger RNA of Thalassophryne amazonica, 3073 nucleotides long. RefSeq names its product fat storage inducing transmembrane protein 2 (gene fitm2). Gene Ontology annotation, cellular component: endoplasmic reticulum membrane. The coding region runs from base 1 to 1323 and encodes 440 amino acids. The record is from RefSeq and is a predicted model, not a curated record. Gene Ontology annotation, biological process: lipid storage; lipid droplet organization; phospholipid biosynthetic process. The transcript is spliced from 3 exons. NCBI's taxonomy places the organism in Eukaryota, Metazoa, Chordata, Actinopteri, Batrachoidiformes, Batrachoididae.